AUGAAGCAUUUGGCGGCCAACAUCAUUCCUGUCCUCGUCUUUCUCCUCGUCGCCAUGAAUGCUGCUCAUGUGGAGUCGCGUCGGAGUGGGAUGAUGUACCAGCUGUAUGUGUUCGGAGAUUCGUACGCUGACACCGGCAACGUGCCGAAAUCAAAUCUGAGUCGUGAGUCGCGUCAAUGGUACAAACCCUACGGCAAUCCAAGUCCAAGCGGCCGCUUCUCAAACAGAUUCGUCCAAUCUGAUUUCAUCGCUUCGUGGCUAGGGCAUCAUGAAGCCCCUCAGACUUUCAGGCUCAGAAACAGAAACGACAUCAGGCGGUUUGGCAUGAACUUCGCCGUGGCCGGCUCCGGCGUGCUUGAGGUGCCCGAGAAGGUUGCGACCCUCAGCAAGCAGGUCGACAACUUUGAGGGCCUGAUCAAGGACCGCACCUUCCCGCCUUGGCGCCUCAGGUUCUCCCUCGCGCUCGUCCGUCUCCGGCAACGACUACGCCCGCCUCGCCAACAUGAGCUCCGCCGACGACAUGCAACGGGAAGUGAUGACGAGACUCUGGCUAAGACGACGUUCAAGAACAAGCUGAGGCCGAGCUGCGAGAGCUUUGAUCCCAAGGGCUACUGCGGGCAUGAGGACGAGAAUGGCUCUCCUCAGUACAGCGUCACCGACGACCUAAGCAAGGACAUGUCCAGCAAUUUCUACUGGGAUGAUGUACAUCCCCACCCAUACCGGUUGGUUCGUCGCCAUGAUGCAGCUGGAGGAGGAAGCCAAGGCUUUCCUUGA
This is a messenger RNA of Miscanthus lutarioriparius, 774 nucleotides long. The record is from the annotation of a GenBank genome assembly. NCBI's taxonomy places the organism in Eukaryota, Viridiplantae, Streptophyta, Magnoliopsida, Poales, Poaceae.